This is a messenger RNA of Episyrphus balteatus (marmalade hoverfly), 1159 nucleotides long. RefSeq names its product nucleoporin Nup37 (gene Nup37). Lineage: Eukaryota; Metazoa; Arthropoda; Insecta; Diptera; Syrphidae. Gene Ontology annotation, cellular component: nuclear pore outer ring. Bases 105 to 1067 code for a protein of 320 amino acids. Gene Ontology annotation, molecular function: protein binding. The transcript has 4 exons. The record is from RefSeq and is a predicted model, not a curated record.
UGUCAAUUUUUCACCCUAACCUCAACAAAACAAAAAAUCCGGUUCCAAUUAAACAAAUUGCCGAAAAUUAAAAUCCAAGAAAAUUAACAAUAUUUAAAUAAAGAAUGCGUACAAAAACAGAUCCCUCUCAUGUUGUCAAUUUGUCCGAACAAAUUUAUGGCUUUGAAAUUUGUGGCAAUGAUUUUGCAUUCAAUUUAGUUUGUGUUGCUGUUGCAAAAAAAAUCAUCCUCGGUCUUUUGCGAUUUCCAGAAGAAACUGAAACAGAAAUCUUUGGUUGGGAACGUUUGAAAGACAUCUAUCAUGAAUCCCGAUGCCAUGCAAUUGCAUUCGCGCCAAAAACUUCACUCGCAGUCGUACCCAAAGUUGUCACUCUCUGUGCAGCUGGAGCUGACUUCAAUUUACGUAUCUUCAGAACAGAUUUGGACCAAAAUGAUACUGUUCAAAUUUUAAAAGGUCACACAAAUUAUGUAAAUGAUAUUGCAUGGGAGCAUGAUGAAGAGUUUCUUGCCUCCGUGAGUGACGAUCAUUCAUGCAAGAUAUGGAGUUCAGCUCAUAAUUUCGAAACUGUUACAACAUUCUGUCUUUCAUCGGCUGGCAUGUCAGUUCGUUGGCAUCCCGAUGAACCAGGCAAAGUGUUGGUAGCCGAAAAGAAGGGAAUCAUUCAUUUGUACAAUGUUCGAUCACAACAAGCUAUUAUGUCUUUGGAAUCACCGAAAGUUCCUUUGAUGAGUGCCGAUUGGUCGUUGCACAAUCGCCUGUUUGUGACAGCGUUAGCUGGAGGAGAUGUCAUCACUUGGGACCUCCGACGGACAUGUGGACCAGCUGAUGUAAAACAAAUCCAUGAAGAUGGAGGUCGUGUCGUGAGAUUUUCACCAAACAGCGAAGUAGUCUAUGCCAGUAUUGGUCGACCUGACAUCACUCUGAAAGUAUACACUGCCAAAUCAACAGUUCCACUUAUUGAAUCAUCACUUAAACUAUUUGGUGGAUUGUCGUGGCAUCAUCGAUUGCCUUAUGUUGCAGCAGCUUAUGAUAGGAAGUUGUGUUUCUGGAAAGUACAGAUUAAGUAGAACUUUGUCUUUUUUUGUCAUUAUUUGUUUGAAUAAGUAUUUUCUAAAAAUAAAAAAAAUUGUUAUAAUAAAUUAAAUCAAAUCAAUAGAAG